GCAUAGCAGCUUAGCUAAUGUAGGAGAGGUGGUUGUAUUAGCUGCUGGUUUAGCCCAUGAUGAAGGAGCUUCAGGCUUUGGGCUUUUGGAGAGCUGUCCUUGCUGAGCUAAUUGGGACAACCAUGUUUGUCUUUUCUGGUGUUUCUGCAGCAAUUGGGAAUGGGAACAGCAGCUACCCAGACCAGGAAGUAAAGGUAGCAUUAGCAUUUGGGCUAGCCAUUGCUAUCUUGGCUCAGAGUCUGUGCCAUAUAAGUGGUGCCCACCUGAACCCAGCUGUCACACUGGCCAUGCUGGUUAGCUGCCAGAUUAGCAUGUGCAGGGCAUUGUGGUAUGCUGUGGCCCAGGUGACUGGGGCUGUGAUUGCUAGUGGUAUUGUUCUGGGAGUGAGACCAUCAGUGGUGGAUUCACUUGGGCUGAACAAGCUGAAUGGUGUCAGCCCAGGACAAGGCUUUGGAAUUGAGUUUCUCCUCACACUCCAAAUGGUGCUGUGCUUCCUAGCAACGAUGGAUAAAAGGCGGAACAACCUUGCUGGUUCAGCUCCGUUUGCAGUCGGGCUCUCUGUGGUUCUGGGUCACCUUGCAGGAAUUAGUUACACUGGAUGUGGAAUCAACCCUGCUCGAUCUUUUGGUCCAGCUCUGGUGUCUGUGGAGUUUGAACACCACUGGGUGUUCUGGGCGGGGCCGCUGUGUGGUGGUGUCGUAGCUGCGCUCCUCUACGACUUCGUCCUGUUUCCUAGAGGUUCAGAUGUCGUCAGCCGGUUCAAGGUUUUGUGCCAUGGUGCUGAGGCUUUGGAUGUGGAGACUGAACCCCUGCUCGAGGGUGGUGCUCCUGUAACUCAGUGGGAGAAAUCCUAAAAAAACAAAAGACUGCUUCCGGCUUUCAGAAUGUGGUUCGGUACACUGAUGGUAAAAUAAACCUGUAACUUUUUGUCCCAGA
This is a messenger RNA of Pangasianodon hypophthalmus (striped catfish), 936 nucleotides long. RefSeq names its product aquaporin-1. The transcript is spliced from 4 exons. The record is from RefSeq and is a predicted model, not a curated record. Lineage: Eukaryota; Metazoa; Chordata; Actinopteri; Siluriformes; Pangasiidae. Gene Ontology annotation, biological process: carbon dioxide transmembrane transport; renal water transport; hyperosmotic response. Gene Ontology annotation, cellular component: membrane. Gene Ontology annotation, molecular function: water channel activity; glycerol transmembrane transporter activity; ammonium channel activity. Bases 57 to 854 code for a protein of 265 amino acids.